Rhagoletis pomonella (apple maggot) is the source of this 414-nucleotide messenger RNA. Its product is annotated as zinc finger protein 80-like. Gene Ontology annotation, molecular function: RNA polymerase II transcription regulatory region sequence-specific DNA binding; DNA-binding transcription factor activity, RNA polymerase II-specific. Gene Ontology annotation, biological process: regulation of transcription by RNA polymerase II. The coding region runs from base 16 to 414 and encodes 132 amino acids. Gene Ontology annotation, cellular component: nucleus. Lineage: Eukaryota; Metazoa; Arthropoda; Insecta; Diptera; Tephritidae. The record is from RefSeq and is a predicted model, not a curated record. The transcript has 2 exons.
UAAUCGGAUAAGGAUAUGCAGAGCGGCAAUAACUUAAAUGAAGCUGGGCUGGUCUUAUCGAAAAAAGUAAACAACUCAAUCUUGCUCAUACAAGACCUAAAUCACCUUUGUGGAAAAUCUUUCAUCCACAAACGUAUUUUAAAUAGGCACAUGCAGUACCAUGGAUAUUUCAGUUACAAGUGCGUGAUUUGUGGUUCUAAAUUCUCCAAAUAUGAUCAAUACUAUAAUCAUCGCAUGCAACACACUGGAUUACCUUAUAAAUGUGGCGUUUGUGAAAAGCAGUUUCCAGAUGCUUACAAGAUUAAGCGUCAUAUAAGAGGUGUGCACAAAAUUGAAGAAGACAAGGAGGUGCAGAAACUCGUUGUAAGAAUAAACAUAACAAAAGAAAUAAAUAAUAAAAUAAAUCGGUCUUAA